UUCAUCGGCACGCCUUUCCCAGUGAGGACAACAUGGCGGCCUCCUUGCGUUUGGGUCGUCAAGGAAUAUUGUUUGGCCUUAAAUUAUCCAAUAUUAAUAAAUCUUUAUGGGGUGCACAGUCAUUACAGGAGCAUGCCAGGCACCUCUUUCAGUCUCCAAGGGAUUUCGGUAUCGCACCACUCAAAGUGCAAAUGCCAGCUCUCUCACCAACCAUGGAAGAGGGGAACAUCAUCAAAUGGCUAAAGAAAGAAGGUGAGGAAGUGGCAGCAGGUGACGCCCUUUGCGAAAUUGAGACUGACAAGGCUGUUGUCACCAUGGAAUCUAAUGAUGACGGAAUCUUGGCAAAGAUCCUGAUGGAGGAGGGAAGUCGCAAUGUGCGCCUCGGAACUCUCAUUGCUGUGAUGGUGGAAGAAGGACAGGACUGGAAGCAGGUUGAGAUUCCUCCUCCAGAUGCUGCAGCAGCUCCAUCUGUAGCUCCACCCGAACGUGUUGUGCCCCCUGCUGCUCCUUCGGCACCUUCUCCACUAAGAACAGUCAGCUCGGGACCGUUACGACUAAGCCCGGCAGCAAGACACAUCCUAGACACUCAUGGCAUUGAUCCAAAGUUGGCCACUCCCACGGGACCAAGAGGACUAAUCACCAAGGAGGAUGCAUUAAAUCUUAUGAAGAUGUCUCCUGGGCCAAAAACAACACCCAUCCAGCCUGCUCCACCUGCCCCGAGUCCUGCCCCAACCCCAGCAGCUCGUCCUCCACCACCAAGCAGCAGACCUAACAUGCCACCUCUAUCUGUCCCAGGGAAACCAGGAGCACCGGGCACUUUCACGGAGCUCCCAGCCUCAAAUGUCCGCCGCGUGAUUGCUCAACGACUAACUCAGUCCAAAACCACCAUCCCCCAUGCUUACGCCUCUGUUGACUGUGACAUGGCAGCCGUCAUGAAGCUUCGUAAAGACUUAGCCAAAGAGGACAUCAAAGUUUCUCUUAAUGAUUUCAUUAUCAAGGCAGCUGCUGUUACUCUUAAAGAGCUACCAGAAGUGAACGUUACCUGGUCAGGUGAUGGACCCCAAGUCCUUGACUCUAUUCACAUUUCAAUUGCUGUGGCAACCGACAAAGGACUCAUUACUCCCAUAAUCAGAGAUGCUGCAAUCAAAGGAGUUCAGGAGAUCUCAACAAAUGCUAAGACAUUGGCCCAGAAGGCUCGAGAUGGAAAACUUCUACCUGAAGAGUACCAGGGCGGCUCAUUCAGUAUAUCCAAUCUAGGGAUGUUUGGAAUCAGUGGCUUCAGUGCUGUGAUCAACCCUCCGCAGGCGUGCAUCCUCGCGGUCGGAACCUCCAGGGAUGAAUUACGUCUUUGUGAGGAUAACCAGACCCUGCGUACCCAACAGCUGAUGACUGUCACAUUGUCUAGCGACGGGCGGCUUGUCGAUGACGAACUGGCCUCAAGAUUUCUUGACAGGUUCCGCGCUAACCUAGAGGAACCUGAGCGCAUGGCUUUAGCCUGAAAUAUGAUGACCGCUAAAUGGCGAUAAAUUAAAAACGCUUGACGAGGCAUGCCCUCGUGAAGAGGGAGCUCUGGAGAAAAAAAAAACAUUUCCCAUCAUGUUUGUUCAUGGCAUGGGUUGUACUGUUCAUUGUGGAAAGACAGUUGCACUCACAAUUAUCCAACCCCCAUUGUAAACAUAUCCAUCCAUUUUCGAUACCGCUUUUUCUCAUUAAGGCCACGGGUGAGCUAUAGACUAUUGCCAUUUGCGGCCCACGCCUGUUUUUUUAUUGGUCCAUAGCACAUUCUGGAAAAAAAAACAGCAGCAGCAGCAUAAAAAAUGGAAAUAUCAGCAGUAAUAUUGUCAGAAGAAAGUCAAAAUAUUAUUAUUUUUUAAAGUGACACUUUAAAAAAUGUUGAUAUGUUGAGGUAUUUCAAUUUGGUUUCUAAACUUGGCAGAUAAAUAAAAUUUACACUAGUGUUGAAUCAUUUUGAGUGCAGCUGUAUGUGCAGGGUCCUUUUGUGGUCUUUGAAAGCCACCAGGCUUUACAAUGAAACUGUCCAACUGUGCUGUCUCUCUGGUUGAGGAAAAAUACCAGCUUGGAAUUUACCAGGGUGCAUCCGACAUUAAACGUUCCUCCUACCGCACAUUUUGGUGUAUACAUACUGUAUGCAUAUAUUUAAUGCUCUUGCGGCUGUACAGUGUGGAAAUCUAUAAUACUAUAACACUGUAAUCAUCUUUAAUCAAACAUUUGUUCGGGAUAUUUAUUGCAGCCGCCUGAGCCAUUUCCUGUUACAUUCAGAUUUUAGUGAUUUCAUUAAUACAAUGUUGGGAAACAAAAAACUGUCAAGAGUCCUUUUAUGUAAAGAAAGUAGUUUAUGUAAGUUAUCUGCUCAUGUGAAAUAAAAAUGUCACUGAUGACUGAUUAUUAAUGUAUUUUGACAUUCAUUUAAUCAAAUCUGUCCAGCAACUCAGUGCAGCAGGGGAAAACCACAGAUGUUUGUGUGUGUUUUAAUUAGAAUAUAAAGAGAUUGUGUAAUUUAAAAAAAAAAAAAAGAAAAGAAGAAGCCAAUUAGGAUAAUUUCCUGUGGCAAACAUACCGGUCAACCUCAACUGACAGAUGUUCCUAUUUGCCCCAAGUGUGCACUAAGCAGCUGUUAAUGUACAGAUCUGUAUCAGUAGGUGGAGCCGAUGCAUACUGUAUGUGUUAAGAUACAUAUCGCUUGUUCCGGUUACUAGUUUCAUAAGACAAACUAAUGGUUAGUUGAUAUUAAUAUGACCACUGCUUGAGAGAAAAUCACUGUUUCUUUGCCACCACUGUACCCUGAUGCAAGCAGACUUCACACACUGCAUGCAUGUUUAAUUAUGUUGUUGUGGCUAGAGUUGAAAGAUUUGUUUUCUGGUUAGUAUCAUAGGACCACCAGAUACUCAAGGUCGGUUUAGUGGAGGAAAAAAUGUUUAUGACUUGAGUCACACACAAUUUGCAAGAACAGAAUCCUUGAGGUCCUAUAAUCAGUAUAGUACAUAAACUCGUAACCCAGCUAUAGUGCUGUGUGAGCUGGUUUCCAUUUGCCAACCUUGACAUGGCCAGAGACAAGGACACAUACAGAAGUAGAAACAAAUGUUACGAUGACUUUCAAAAAUCCCUGUUUAGAAUACAUAAUAACGUCACCCUAUUAAAAUAAUGGUCUAAGUCAUUUUCUGAUGAAAAUGAGUUUUUGGCCUAUAUCACUCUUGAUAAUGCUGGCCAUCUCUGGUAAAAUUACCUCAAUCUUUAGGAGAAAGGGUCUGGCUCUUUAUGCCCUAUAGGACAAUGGCCUAUAUCAAGAGGGUGACUUAGGCCAUUGUAUUUUUGCUUAAGUCAACAUUUUUGAUUGAUUGAUUGGUCACACAUGAAGAAAUCAUGAAACGCAAUGGAUCUUACUUCUCAAGUAUCAGACAAGGCAAAUAAAGCAGGCGAGCCAACUGUACAUGAUUUGCGGGCUCUUCAAUGUAGCCCUGAUGGCAAGGUCCCGUACAAGCUAUCCUUCCCUGAGAUGGGGUUUUUGUGUGUGUGUUUUCCCAAAAACUGAAAAUGUGACUUAGGCCAUUUUUUUAAUAGGGUGAUGAUAAGUGCGUUUCAAGAGACCCAUCCAUCCAUCCCAAGGACACUUAACAAUAUUUCAUUUAUAUAUUGUAUGUGCGGUGUGUUAUAGAUGAGUAUACUGU
Dunckerocampus dactyliophorus (ringed pipefish) is the source of this 3686-nucleotide messenger RNA. It is a transcript of the gene pdhx, whose product is annotated as pyruvate dehydrogenase complex component X. The coding region runs from base 33 to 1499 and encodes 488 amino acids. NCBI's taxonomy places the organism in Eukaryota, Metazoa, Chordata, Actinopteri, Syngnathiformes, Syngnathidae. The transcript is spliced from 11 exons. The record is from RefSeq and is a predicted model, not a curated record. Gene Ontology annotation, biological process: pyruvate decarboxylation to acetyl-CoA. Gene Ontology annotation, cellular component: pyruvate dehydrogenase complex; mitochondrion. Gene Ontology annotation, molecular function: acyltransferase activity.